Molecule: messenger RNA, 1257 nt
Organism: Exaiptasia diaphana
Lineage: Eukaryota; Metazoa; Cnidaria; Anthozoa; Actiniaria; Aiptasiidae
Product: probable serine racemase
Exons: 6
Coding region: 145-1230 (361 amino acids)
Biological process (GO): L-serine metabolic process; D-serine biosynthetic process; pyruvate biosynthetic process
Molecular function (GO): pyridoxal phosphate binding; magnesium ion binding; L-serine ammonia-lyase activity
Source: RefSeq, a predicted model, not a curated record
UGAUUGUUAGGAACACAGAAUCAACUUGGAAUCCACGAGUUUCCCAAAUGGAUGGGUUCCCUUUGGUAUAAAAACAAUAGGGGUAAGAAAUCAACAUGGUGGAUUGCAGUCGGAUAAAAUGGCUAAAUAAAUGUUUUUAAUCAAAUGAGAGUAUUUGGUAGAAAUAUAAAGCACGUAGAGUUUGGCUGGAACUCUUGGCGAGGCAAAAGUUGCUGCAUCAGAAUGGCAGGUUCUACAAACAUUGCAAAAAAAGCAAUCACAUUAGAAGACGUGCAAAAUGCAGCYAAAAGGAUUGGUCCAUUCAUYAACCAUACCCCAGUAAUGACAAGCUCCACCCUAAACACUAUGGCAGGACGAUCACUUUUCUUCAAAUGUGAAAAUUUCCAAAAAGUUGGAGCUUUCAAGUUUCGUGGUGCCAUGAAUGCAGUGAUGAAACUAACUGAGGACAACCCUGAAGGGGAUCUUCCAGCAGUGGUUACUCAUAGUAGUGGUAAUCAUGCACAGGCACUUGCUCUUGCUGCCAAAAUAAAGGGCCUUAGGGCCCAUAUUGUGAUGCCUAAYAAUGCACCAGCUGUUAAGAAAGCUGCAGUGAAAGACUAUGGAGCCAGGAUUAUAGAAUGUGGAAUUUCACAGCAAAACCGUGAAGAAGCAGCAAAAAACACUUUAGAGGAAACUGGACCCAACUCUUGCCUAAUCCCCCCUUAYGAUCAUGUAGAUAUCAUAGCUGGCCAGGGUACCAUGGCACUUGAGUUGCUAGAACAGGUACCAGAUCUUGAUGCCAUAGUAGUUCCUGUGGGAGGAGGUGGCAUGUUAAGUGGUAUAUGUGUAGCUGCCAAAGGWUUAAAGCCUGGUAUCAAGAUCUUUGCAGCAGAACCUUUAGAAGCUAAUGACUGUGCUAAAUCAUUUGCAGCUGGUGAAAGAAUUCCUCUUCCAGGGCCUCCUGUGACUGUAGCAGAUGGCUUGAAAACAAGUCUGGGUUUUCUUACAUGGCCUAUUAUUCGGGACAGUAUUGAGGACGUCAUUACUGUCACAGAAAAUGAAAUUAUUUCUGCUAUGAGGUUGGUCUGGGAACGAAUGAAGCUCGUUAUUGAGCCGUCAGCUGCUGUUGGGGUGGCAGCGGUAUUAAAUGAAAAAUUUUGCAGUGACAAAACAAAUGGUGUAACUAAAGCUGGUAUUAUCUUGUGUGGUGGUAAUGUCAAUCUGGAUAAUUUACCAUGGAAUACUAAGUAAUUACAGCAAUAAUAAAUAUUUUAUACA